This is a messenger RNA of Cyphomyrmex costatus, 789 nucleotides long. RefSeq lists its product as uncharacterized. The coding region runs from base 1 to 612 and encodes 203 amino acids. The record is from RefSeq and is a predicted model, not a curated record. The transcript has 3 exons. Lineage: Eukaryota; Metazoa; Arthropoda; Insecta; Hymenoptera; Formicidae.
AUGAUUGGUGCUAUGCCAGCGGUGGCCGUCCGUCAUGAGCGCAGGAGGCAAGAGAAAAGGCUGAAGCGGCCAAGUCAGCUUUAUUUAGGAGGGCAGUGGUUACCGCCACUUCAAGGUUCGCCGCCCACUCCUAGUCCGCACGGGCACAACAAUUUGGAGCCCUUGCCUGAGCUCUACUUAUGUGGCAAGAUAUCCGGGCUGCACGCCGUGGUGGUGUGUCUGUUGUUGGGCGCGGUGGUGCUCGUGGUCGGUCUCGUCCAACUCGUCCCGGGUGCAACGACCACCAACCACAGGUUGGCGUUACUCGUGGCAGGCGCUGCCCUACUUAUACUGGGCUUUAUUUUGGCGGGUGUGAGAUGUUACGUGUUACACUGCGUGCCACUUCCAGUCGAGUCACCGAUCGCAACGCCGAUUCCGCCAGCAAGCGAGCAGACACCCGCUGUACCUAAGGGCACCCUGGACCUUCUGGUAGGCCAUCAAAAUCAGCCGGAGAUGGACGCUUUGAUGCAGCAUCGGGAGCAUCAUCACCACCAUCAGCAUCACAAUUAUCAUCAUCAUAACAACCAUAAGAAGAAACGCAGUUCUCAGGGUUCACAUUCCGAAGAGGCCUAAAAUACAAACGAACAAGAAAAGGCGAAGCAGAAAGGGCGGGAUGGAAUAGGGGGGAAAAAAUGAUCGAGUUACGGGAUCUCGUUUGACGAUUCGUGCAAAAGUCGAAUCUGCGGCGAAGAGAGUUAGGCUAAUUCUACAAUGUGCUUUUUGUUUCCUGUUUCUUGCUGUUCGUCUCUG